AUGGAGGGAGGCUCGGUGGGUCGGUUGGAAGAGGCCUUCCAGGAGGUUUCGCUCGGAGGGAAGAAAGGCACUUUUUUUCUGACUUCAAAAGCCCUAGCUUUUAUCACCCGUGUCGACGGCUCUUCGGCCCAGGAAGGUGGACAGGAAGGAGGUGGUGAGAAGAAAGAAAGCGAAGACCUGCCGGAGCCGGCGGGAUCGGACAAAACCCAGUUCGAGCUCCAGCUCCUCGUGUGGCUGCAGCAAUGGACGUCGACAGAAAGGUCGAAGAAGAGCGCAAAAGCUCGCCUGACAUUCUCCAACGCCGCCGUCCUCCCUUCUGCGUCUGCAUGCGUUCCGGCCACGAGCACGGCGGUCCUCGACUUCGGAACCGACCGUGGGAAGAUGGACGCUGCAUGCAACCUCUUGCAGCAGCUCCACACCGCGGAACGCCACAGACACCCUGUCUCGCUGCACGCCUGCGACGCCAGUUCUCAAGAGCGGCAGGUUUUCCUGGAGGACUUGAAAAGCGCUCUGGCCCUCCCGGCGACGUCGGAUCUGCAUGCGUCGCUCUCACUGCGCGUCCUUCUGCUUCCCGCUGCCUUUGCCGCGAUCGCCGCACCGAGCUCGAGGUCGCCUUCUCUUCCAGGCGCCGAAGUCGCGCAAGAGAGCGAAAGAGCCUCGGUCGCGCCGGGCUGCGCAACCCCUCCCAGAGUCCAGAGCGGACGCACGCCUGACCCUGCCGGUACACCUGGGUCAGGUGUACAUACACCUGGUGGACAGGGCGAGGGCCGACAGGAGGGUGUCUCCGACUCGGGCAAAAAACGGGGCGUGGCCUCAGGCCUGGGAUCCCGCGGAGACGAUUCUGCUCCAGGACUGCCGAAGCGAACCAAGAGUGCGAGCGGCCCCGGCAAAGACCAGCAAAAGCCAGCUAAACUUCAGCAACCGUCCCUUUCUUCCCCCCCCACCCCUCUUGCCGCUGCUCCAGUGGGGGUUCGCCCUCGUCUGCAUCUUGAGACAGUGGAGAGAUUCGAGAGCUUGCGGGAAGAGCGCGAAGUGGUAGCCACGCGGCGCAGUUUGCUGCAGAAGAACGCAGUUUUGCGAAACCUGUAUCAGUUUCUUGUCGGCGAGCCAGACGAAAGCGACCUCGGCGACAGGUCAAACGAAGCUGACCCAGACACCGGAGACGCAGCGAAUGGAAGAAGCCUUUCAGCUGGAAAAAACGUGAAGAAGGGAAGAGAGGGCCGCACACCAGGAAAGGUGCUGAGCCGCGAGGAAUUCUGGAAGCUCCAUGAGACCGAUGUCGUGGCACACCGCGCACAACUCGCUCCGGAUCCGCCCGCGUCCGCGUUUCUGAUUCGGCCACCGCAGUUUGAGUACGUCGGAGGCAGCGGCACAGGGGGAUCGGAGAAACCUUCGCUGUUCGUGGAUUGCAGCGAGCAAAUGCUGGAGGCGAUUCUCGAGGAAGACCCGCGGAUCCACGAGGUGUACAGACAGCUCGUCCCCACAGGACGGAUCACGCGCGAGAAGUUCUUUGAGCGUCUCUUCCAGUCCAAGUAUUUCCAAGAAUUCCUCGGCCUUCCUGCUAGAGCCAGUGCGGUGGGCCACACUGCGCUCGACGGCCUUUCAGGCGACGACGCCGGCGCCCUCAUCAACCUCUCCAACACCGCCCCCACCAUCCUCGCUCCAUCGCCCCAGACGGUCCUCGAGCUCGCAACGCCUUCCGAGGAUCUCAUCAGCACAGAGGCCUUUCGCCUGCGGGGAUUUGGAACCGCUGACGGCCUCAACUCGUUCGGCGGAGACUUCGUCGACUCGACUGGCGCCACCGUCCGCACGACCUCUGCACUCGAUCCCCAGGCCGACGCUCUUCCCGGCGUCCCGAGCACCCGCCGACCCUUGCAGAGUCGGCUGCUCGAGCGCUUCAAUCGCCAGUCCCACCGUCUCCUCCUGCAGCACAUGUUGCCUCCGACCGCGGUCGCGGCGCAGCAGACAGGGCCCGGAGCCCCAAGCGGCGGCGAGAGCGCGACCGCCGGGGAGCUUGCGCGAGUUCACGAGCAGCUGCAGUUGCUCGCCGACCAGGAACAGAAGAUCUUUGGGGCGCAGCAGGAAAACCGACGAAGCCGGCAAGGCCCCAGCGGAAAGGCCCCGCGACCCCACACGCGCCCGACAGAGACGGGUCCAGCUUUGAAGAACCACCGAGUCGCCGAAGACAUUCGACUAUCUGACCUUGCGGCUCCAGAGACAGUCUCCUACCAGCGUCUCGAGGUCAGCCGGCGCCAGCUCUACGCGGCGGGGAGUCGCACGGCGCCUUGGCUCUUAGCGAAGACCCGAGCCGCCGCUGCUGCAUGCGUCGAAGGGGAGACUUCGAGGCCUGCCGACAACGCGACCAGCGGUGACGCGGCUCAGCGGGAGAGCGCGGCGCGAGAAGCCGAGAAGCACGAGGCGGAAGAGUGGAUUCGAAGCGCCGCGCAGAGAGUCGAGGGGCACACGGUGACGCCCGGGGCUGCGUUGUAUGAAACGGGGCGGUACAUGUUUGUCUUCAACACCAAGCUUUGCCAGAGCGAGAAGGUGGCUCACGUCGCAGCGCUGGACUACGAGCCGGUGACAGUGAGCGCAGUGCGUGUACACCAGGCGCGAGUGACGGAGCUCCUGCAGCACUUUUACGCCUCGGCUGUCCCUGACGAAGAAAAGCGCAAGCGAAUUAUUCAGGCUCUCGACGCCACGAAGAACGAACUGGAGAGAACGCAAGAGAGCACCUUCGGGCCGUACACGGGAGCGGCAACCAAGGCGUUGUGCAUGCCGUUGUUUGAUCAAAUAAAUGCGGCCAAGUUGCAUCACAACAAGCUGAAAAAGCUGCUGUCGGAUUUGCGGGCGCAGAGGAAGUCGCACCAUUUGCGGCACGCAGCACUAACACAGCCUCCAGCUCCUCAGCCGGACGAGCGGCGAGAGGCAAUCUCCGCUGGCUCGUAA
This is a messenger RNA of Neospora caninum, 2946 nucleotides long. RefSeq lists its product as hypothetical. Gene Ontology annotation, biological process: nucleotide-excision repair; transcription by RNA polymerase I; transcription by RNA polymerase II. The transcript has 13 exons. Bases 1 to 2946 code for a protein of 981 amino acids. The record is from RefSeq and is a predicted model, not a curated record. Lineage: Eukaryota; Apicomplexa; Conoidasida; Eucoccidiorida; Sarcocystidae. Gene Ontology annotation, cellular component: transcription factor TFIIH holo complex; transcription factor TFIIH core complex.